GAGGUUGGUAGCUAAUGAAACAGUUUGCAAACCGAGGGGAAUAGUGAAGGGCGCAAGUCGUGGGGCGCGCUGCUGGCCUCGUGGGUACGUCCGCGCCGCGUUUGUCUCCGAGCUGGGGCCACAGGAGCGGAGACGAGAGGGGCACAAUGGCAGCCACAGUCAAGAGGCAGAGGCCGAGGAGGCUAGCCUGUUGGGCCAUAAUAGCUGUGCUCUUGGCAGACCUAUUGGUCCUGAGUGACACGCUGGCAGUGAUGUCUGUGGACCUGGGCAGUGAAUCCAUGAAGGUGGCCAUUGUCAAGCCAGGAGUCCCCAUGGAAAUUGUCUUGAACAAGGAAUCCCGGAGGAAAACUCCAGUGACUGUGACCCUGAAAGAAAAUGAAAGAUUCUUUGGAGACAGUGCAGCAAGCAUGGCCAUCAAGAAUCCAAAGGGCACCCUACGUUACUUCCAGCACCUCUUGGGGAAACAGGCAGAUAACCCCCAUGUGGCCCUUUAUCAAGCCCGAUUCCCAGAGCAUGAGCUAAACUUUGACCCAGAGAGGCAGACCGUGCGCUUCCAGAUUAGCCCGCAGCUGCAGUUCUCACCGGAGGAGGUGCUAGGCAUGGUUCUUAAUUACUCUCGUUCCUUGGCUGAAGAUUUUGCAGAGCAGCCCAUCAAGGACGCAGUGAUCACUGUGCCAGCCUUCUUUAACCAGGCCGAGCGCCGAGCUGUACUGCAGGCUGCUCACAUGGCUGGUCUCAAAGUGCUGCAGCUCAUCAAUGAUAACACUGCCACCGCUCUCAGCUAUGGUGUCUUCCGCCGGAAAGAUAUCAAUACCACUGCACAGAAUAUCAUGUUCUAUGACAUGGGCUCAGGCAGCACUGUGUGCACCAUCGUGACCUACCAAACUGUAAAGACUAAGGAAGCUGGAGUGCAGCCACAACUGCAGAUCCGGGGAGUAGGGUUUGACCGUACCCUUGGGGGCCUGGAGAUGGAGCUCCGACUGCGUGAGCACCUGGCUGGACUUUUCAACGAGCAGCGAAAGGGCCAGAGGACAAAGGAUGUGCGAGAGAACCCACGUGCCAUGGCCAAGCUGCUACGUGAGGCUAAUCGGCUCAAAACGGUCCUGAGUGCCAAUGCCGACCACAUGGCACAGAUCGAGGGCCUGAUGGACGAUGUGGACUUCAAGGCAAAAGUGACUCGAGUGGAAUUUGAGGAGCUGUGUGCAGACUUGUUCGAGCGGGUGCCUGGGCCUGUACAGCAGGCUCUGCAGAGUGCCGGGAUGAAUUUGGAUGAGAUCGAGCAGGUGAUCCUGGUGGGUGGGGCCACUCGAGUCCCCAAAGUUCAGGAGGUGCUGCUGAAGUCCGUGGGCAAGGAGGAGCUAGGGAAGAACAUCAAUGCAGAUGAAGCGGCUGCCAUGGGAGCUGUGUACCAGGCAGCUGCACUGAGCAAAGCCUUCAAGGUGAAGCCAUUUGUAGUCCGAGAUGCAGUGGUCUACCCCAUCCUGGUGGAGUUCACCAGGGAAGUAGAGGAAGAGCCUGGGGUUCGUAGCCUGAAGCACAAUAAACGUGUCCUCUUCUCUCGGAUGGGACCCUACCCUCAACGCAAAGUCAUAACCUUUAACCGCUAUAGCCAUGAUUUCAACUUCCACAUCAACUAUGGUGACCUGGGCUUCCUGGGGCCAGAGGAGCUUCGGGUAUUUGGCUCCCAAAAUCUGACCACAGUGAAGCUAAAAGGUGUGGCUGAGAGCUUCAAGAAGUAUCCUGACUACGAGUCCAAGGGCAUCAAGGCUCACUUCAAUCUGGAUGAGAGUGGUGUACUCAGUCUAGACAGGGUGGAGUCUGUAUUUGAGACACUGGUGGAAGACAACCCAGAAGAAGAAUCGACCCUGACCAAACUUGGCAACACCAUUUCCAGCCUAUUUGGAGGUGGUACCUCACCAGAUGCCAAAGAGAACGGUACUGAUACUGUCCAGGAGGAGGAGAGCCCUGCAGAGGGGAGCAAGGAUGAGCCUGGGGAGCAAGUGGAGCUCAAGGAGGAAGGCGAGGCCCCAGUGGAGGACACCUCUCAGCCCCCACCGCCUGAGCCUAAGGGGGACACAGCCCCUGAGGGAGAAAAGGUUUCAGAAGAAGAAAAUGCGUUCAAGGCAGAGGCCCAGAAGCCAAGUGAGAAGGGGGAGGCAGGGCCUGAGGGCAUCCCUCAAGCCCCAGAGGAAGAAAAGAAGCAGAAGCCUGCCAGGAAGCAGAGAAUGGUAGAGGAGAUCGGAGUGGAGCUGGUUGUUUUGGACCUGCCUGACUUGCCAAAGGAUGAGCUGGCUCAUUCAGUGCAGAAGCUUCAGGACUUGACACUCCGAGACCUGGAGAAGCAGGAACGGGAGAAAGCUGCCAACAGCUUGGAAGCAUUCAUCUUUGAGACCCAGGACAAGCUAUACCAGCCUGAGUACCAGGAAGUGUCCACCGAAGGGCAGCGUGAGGAGAUCUCUGGGAAACUCAGUGCUGCGUCCACCUGGCUGGAGGACGAGGGUUUUGGGUCCACCACAGCGAUGUUGAAGGAGAAGCUGACUGAGCUAAGGAAGCUAUGCCAAGGGCUAUUUUUUCGGGUGGAAGAGCGCAAGAAGUGGCCUGAACGGCUGUCUGCCCUUGAUAAUCUCCUCAACCAUUCCAGCAUGUUCCUCAAGGGGGCCCGACUCAUCCCAGAAAUGGACCAGAUCUUCACUGAGGUAGAGAUGACAACCCUGGAGAAAGUCAUCAAUGAGACCUGGGCCUGGAAGAAUGCAACUGUGGCUGAGCAGGCCAAGCUUCCCGCCACAGAGAAGCCCGUGUUGCUCUCAAAAGACAUAGAAGCCAAGAUGAUGGCCCUGGACCGCGAGGUGCAGUAUCUGCUCAAUAAGGCCAAGUUUGCUAAGCCCCGGCCAAGGCCCAAGGACAAGAAUGGGACUAGGCCAGAGCCUCCUGUCAAUGCCAGUGACCAGGGGGAGAAGGUCAUCCCUCCUGCAGGCCAGACUGAAGAUGCAAAGCCCCUUUCAGAACCUGAGAAAGCAGAGACUCGGUCUGAACCAGUAGACAGUGAGCCUCUGGAGUUAGGAGGUCCUGGAGCAGGAGAAUCUGAACAGAAGGAACAGCCAACAGGACCCACAGGACAGAAGAGGCCUUUGAAGAAUGAUGAACUAUAACCCCCACCUCCCAUUUCCCCAUUUAUCUCCACCCCCUUCUCCCACCACCUCUAUUUAUUAAACAUCAAGUGUGGGGGGAGGGGUUGGUCCUGCCCUGGUAGGGGGAGCUCAAGUUCCUUUUCUCUCACCUGUGAUUGGAGGUGUGGGGAAGGGGAAGGAAGAGACAGCUAACUGGUUCCUUCUGCAGUAGCUCUGUGGUUUAAAAACGGAAAUUGUUCUCUUCCCCGUCCUGCCCCCUGGUUCCCUACCCAUCUAGGCCCUAAAUUUGGGAAAAAUCACUAUUAUGUCUUAAUUCUUUGCCUGUGGGUAGGUGAGAGAAUGGCUGUUAGUGGUUGACAGAGACCUGGUGGUGGGAAGGAUGUUGAAGAAGUUCCCAGUCUUCUCUGGUCGUUCUUCUUCCCUCCUUUCCUCUUCCACCACUAGAGCAACAUCCCAUUCGUGCCAGUGUCUGCGGGGCCUUGGUUACUAGUUUGGUUUCUGAGUGCCUAUCUAUGCUCUUUUCUCCCUCCCUGGUCUUCUCUUUCCCUGAGCACACCCACCCCCAUCUGGCUGCUUUUCCCAUGGGUUUCCUUGACCUCCUGGUGUAAGUUGAACAGUUCUCUGCCUCUUGCCCAAAGCUCUUCAUCUGGACUGACUGAAGUAAGUCUAAAUGUGUUCCUGCCUGUGUGGAUGACCCUAGUGGCCAGAAUAGGUUGGGACAAAGAGAAGGGAAUCUACUGCCUGCCUCUGAGUGCCAUGCGUGAAAGCCCUGGCUCUCCCAUCUGCGGGCUGUUGGGGCAUGGAGAAUAGUUGGUGUGGGAUGCCAGCAACCUGCGGCAUCUGUAUCUGAAUCUGUAUCUUCCCAGCAGCCUGGCAGCCCAGGUACUCGUAACUACCUGCUCCCUUCUCUCUCCUGCUGUCCUGCCCUUCCAGACAGAUCCUUUCUCACCCUCCCUCAACCCGGGCUGACCAAAAUGUGCUUUCUACUGUGAGCCCCUAUCCCAAGACCCUGGGGGAAGACCACAUGGUGUGAAUGUAAAAUUGCCACCUCUUUGAGGCAAGCUGUAUGGGUGAAGGAAGGUCAGGACUGGCCUUCCAUUGCUCUGCUAGGUUUGGAGGGGCCCUCCUCACCAUGCUGAGGUCUAGGAGGCCCGUCCGCCAGUAUUCCGUCUGUAGCAGGAGCUAGGGCUACUGCCCCAGCUUGGGGAAAAGAGCAAACCUAACCUAGUUGUGUCAAUCAUUUUCUCAUUUUUUCCCUCCCCCCUUUUUUUUCUUUUGUUUUGCCACAUUGGCAGAGAUGGGACUUAAGAGUCCUACCCCUUCUCUCCCCUUGUAUGUUUUUGAGUUCUUUCUUUAGCAGUUGAAGCUGGUUGGACAGGUUUGAGUCAAAUUGUACUUUGCUCCAUUGUUAAUUGAGAAACUGUUUCAAUAAAAUAUUCUUUUCUACA
Molecule: messenger RNA, 4576 nt
Organism: Nycticebus coucang (slow loris)
Lineage: Eukaryota; Metazoa; Chordata; Mammalia; Primates; Lorisidae
Gene: HYOU1
Product: hypoxia up-regulated 1
Exons: 26
Coding region: 147-3149 (1000 amino acids)
Biological process (GO): cellular response to hypoxia; negative regulation of hypoxia-induced intrinsic apoptotic signaling pathway; endoplasmic reticulum unfolded protein response
Cellular component (GO): endoplasmic reticulum chaperone complex
Molecular function (GO): ATP binding; ATP-dependent protein folding chaperone
Source: RefSeq, a predicted model, not a curated record